Molecule: messenger RNA, 849 nt
Organism: Phragmites australis (common reed)
Lineage: Eukaryota; Viridiplantae; Streptophyta; Magnoliopsida; Poales; Poaceae
Product: MYB-like transcription factor EOBII
Exons: 3
Coding region: 4-684 (226 amino acids)
Biological process (GO): regulation of DNA-templated transcription
Cellular component (GO): nucleus
Molecular function (GO): sequence-specific DNA binding; DNA-binding transcription factor activity
Source: RefSeq, a predicted model, not a curated record
GCCAUGCAAUCUACCAUGGACGCGGCCGGCGGCGUGCAGGUGCAGCCGGAGGAGGCGGCCGUGCGCAAGGGGCCCUGGACGAUGGAGGAGGACCACGUCCUCGUCAACUACAUCAGCGCCCACGGCGAGGGCGCGUGGAACAACCUCGCCCGCGCCGCCGGGCUUAACCGCACCGGGAAGAGCUGCCGACUGCGGUGGCUCAACUACCUGCGCCCGGACGUGCGGCGCGGCAGCAUCACGCCGGAGGAGCACGAGCUCAUCGUCCAGCUGCAGGCCAGAUGGGGCAACAGGUGGUCUAAGAUUGCAAGGCACCUUCCUGGCCGGACGGACAACGAGAUCAAGAACUUUUGGAGAACCAAGAUACAGAAGAAGCAAAGGAACAAGCAGGACAACAAUGGCACCGAAAGCAUCAUCACAGCCGAGUAUCGCAACACUCCGUCAACCACAGAGGACCAAGGCAGCAGCAACUCCGGCCGGACGGGGGUCACGCAGGACUACGGCAUCGUGGCGCAGCAGCCGAGCACACUUAGCUUGGACCAUCUAGGCUACGAAGCUCGUGGAGGAGGUGGCACGAGCGCUGGUGCCAUGGACGUCCCUCCAGAGUUCUUGGCCGCGUCGGGCGAAAACUUUUGGCCCAUGGAGGAUUUAUGGCCGACGUUGCAGUCGUUCCAUGCCAAUAGCUGAUUGGAUGCUGGAAGACGUAUACAUAUCUAAAGAUUGGAUGGUCAAUGUAUUAAUUUGUCAGGACAGCAAGUCACUAAGAAUGUCUGGAAAAGGUGGGUUAGAAUCCAAAUCCUAAGGAUUUAGUUCAAUUUAAAAUCCGUGAGCGUAAUCCUCUUAUGCCAAACA